Messenger RNA from Equus quagga, 3003 nucleotides. It is a transcript of the gene RRM2, whose product is annotated as ribonucleotide reductase regulatory subunit M2. Gene Ontology annotation, cellular component: cytosol. Lineage: Eukaryota; Metazoa; Chordata; Mammalia; Perissodactyla; Equidae. Gene Ontology annotation, biological process: deoxyribonucleotide biosynthetic process. The record is from RefSeq and is a predicted model, not a curated record. Gene Ontology annotation, molecular function: ribonucleoside-diphosphate reductase activity, thioredoxin disulfide as acceptor. The transcript is spliced from 10 exons. The coding region runs from base 51 to 1226 and encodes 391 amino acids.
GGGCUCCCAGGACCCGCGCGCCGCCUCACCUGUCUGAACCGCCAGCCGCCAUGCUCUCCGUCCGCGUCCCGCUCGCCACCAUCGCGGACUCGCAGCAGCAGCAGCUGCAGCUCUCGCCCAUGAAGGGGCUCAGCCUGGCGGACAAGGAGAACACGCCCCCGGCCCUCAGCGGGGCCCGCGUGCUGGCCAGCAAGACCGCGAGGAGGAUCUUCCAGGACCCCGGCGAGCCGAAGACGAAGGUGCCUGCCCCCAGCGUGGAGGAUGAGCCGCUGCUGAGAGAAAACCCCCGCCGCUUUGUCAUCUUCCCCAUCGAAUACCAUGAUAUUUGGCAGAUGUAUAAGAAAGCUGAGGCUUCCUUUUGGACAGCUGAGGAGGUGGACCUCUCCAAGGACAUCCAGCACUGGGAGGCCCUGAAGCCCGAGGAGAGAUACUUCAUAUCGCACGUUCUGGCCUUCUUCGCAGCCAGUGACGGCAUAGUCAAUGAGAACUUGGUGGAGCGGUUUAGCCAAGAAGUUCAGAUUACAGAAGCCCGCUGUUUCUAUGGCUUCCAAAUCGCCAUGGAAAACAUACAUUCUGAAAUGUACAGUCUCCUCAUUGACACUUACAUUAAAGAUUCCAAAGAAAGGGAAUUUCUCUUCAAUGCCAUUGAGACGAUGCCUUGUGUGAAGAAGAAAGCAGACUGGGCCUUGCGGUGGAUUGGGGACAAAGAGGCUACCUAUGGAGAACGGGUUGUAGCCUUUGCCGCAGUGGAAGGAAUCUUUUUUUCUGGCUCUUUUGCAUCCAUAUUCUGGCUCAAGAAACGAGGACUGAUGCCUGGCCUCACAUUUUCCAAUGAACUUAUUAGCAGAGAUGAGGGUUUACACUGCGACUUUGCCUGCCUGAUGUUCAAACACUUGGUGCACAAACCUUCGGAGCAGAGAGUAAAAGAGAUAAUUAUCAAUGCUGUUAGGAUAGAACAGGAGUUCCUGACGGAGGCCCUGCCAGUGAAGCUCAUUGGGAUGAACUGCACUUUAAUGAAGCAGUACAUUGAAUUCGUGGCAGACAGACUUAUGCUGGAGCUGGGUUUUAACAAGGUUUUCAGAGUAGAAAAUCCAUUUGACUUUAUGGAGAAUAUUUCACUGGAAGGGAAGACUAACUUCUUUGAGAAGAGAGUAGGCGAGUAUCAGAGGAUGGGAGUGAUGUCCAGUCCAACAGAGAAUUCUUUUACCCUGGAUGCUGACUUCUAAAUGAACUGAAGAUGUGCUCUCAUUCUGCUGAUUUUUUUUUUCCUUCUCAUCCAAAGAAAAAAAAAUCAGCUAUUUCAAGUGUAUCAACGAGCUACACCAUGAAUUAUCCAUAAUGUUCAUUAACGGCAUCUUUAAAACUGUGUAGCUACCUCAAAAUUAGUUCUGUUUAUUAAGAAGGCUAGCCGUGUUACAUAGAGCAAAAGCAUAGACAAGGCUUAGGUUAGGGAAGAUCUCGUCCAUCCCUGUUGGGCUUUUGCAAGCAGGCUAGCUGCACGUGGAUUCACCGUGGCUCUGAACAGCUCUUGGCCUCUGUGGGGACUCGAGCAAGUCUGCUCCAGCGGGAUUAUUAAGCUUUCACUUAGCGCCACAGGCCGUUGGAAGACAUCAGCCUCACUGCUUCAAAGCAGAUUUUAAAGUUUGCUUACUGAUUUGUAUAUAAAACUGGCACUUUACACAUAAAUAAACAUAAUUUGUACUGUUGAGGUAAAGGCCUGAUUUAAACUAACUUUGUUGGUUUCUCACCAAACGCAGACCUAUUGGCCGCUAAUGAGAGCCGAUUCAAAAUUUACUCGGUGACAAAAAUAAGUUAAACCUGUGUAAACUAAGCAUGUUAUUUGUUCUUUAUUUUCUUUAAUGAAUUGAAGGGCUUUUUAAUCAACUUUAAAGUCAGUCGUGUGCAUACCUAGCUGUUAGCCAGUUGGUGCCACAUACACGACGACAAGUUGUGUUUUGUAUUCUGUAGCCCAGGUCAAGUACCAUGGGAUAAGAGAUAAAGGAAAAAGGAGCUUCUAAUUUCAAUAAUUAGGAAUUAAAGUGUGGCCUGGGCAGACUGCUGGCAACCUGGGGGUGUGAAGGACAAUAUCAUUUUAUUUCUCAAAUUGUAUUUUUCCUAACUUCCUCUUAGUAUGAAAGAUCCUUGAAAUGUCUUCAUAGCUGGGAUCUAAGAUAGUAUUGUAAAUUGAUUUUCAAAUCAUCCUUGAACGAAAUGACCCAGCUAAGAUCUUGCUCCUAUUAAGUGGUAAAAGUAGGACUGAAAAUGGCUCUCCAACAAGUUGUAUUCGUUCUGAGUUUGGUUUAAUUUGUGUGUGAGUAGGUACUGUUGACAUAAUCCAUUUAUAUUUACUACACGUCUUAAAUUAGAAAAUGCUUUUUUUUUCUAUAUGUCCUUUUAGAUAUAUCUGUAGUUCAUACUUUGAAAUAAUUACCCAGUAUUAUCUUGCAGUUCAUAGUUGAGUAGAUAUCGUUCAGUGCAAUUACUUGUAGCAUUUGCCUAAAUCUGAGCAUCACCUGGUGCAUUAGAAAACUAGUUUGUGUGAGCUAUUAAUACAUGUUCCAUUCAAAUAGUAAUUUCAGAAAGAAGUAUAAACUAAUAGAUAUACUUAAUAGGACAGUUUGAAUCAAUAUGCCUUUAUGUUCCAAUCUGCCAAAAAAAGGCCAAGGUGUUACUUGGGAGACAAGCGUCAUACAUCAAUCCUUUGGCCACAUUUGUUAACACAUGUUGUGUGUUGGCUGACCACUAGCCUGUUUCAUUGUCAGUUUUUUUAUUGUAUAAAUGGUCAAAUAGCCCAUUUAAAAAUUUCUGUAAUAUGUGAUCAUUUUCUAUCUUUUAAAUUAUUGUUACCUAAAGUUAAUCCAGAUUAUAUAGUCCUUACACUUGUGCAACACAAAAAACACACCAACACUUGGCCUGGCGUGGUCAGGUACAGGUGGAAGUUGGGAGCAGAUUUUCGGAUUCCCUUCCCGUUAGCUGUGUGAUGUAAGAAUUAACUUCUGCCAA